Vanessa atalanta (red admiral) is the source of this 1974-nucleotide messenger RNA. RefSeq names its product sphingomyelin synthase-related protein 1-like. Lineage: Eukaryota; Metazoa; Arthropoda; Insecta; Lepidoptera; Nymphalidae. Gene Ontology annotation, molecular function: sphingomyelin synthase activity; ceramide cholinephosphotransferase activity. The transcript has 5 exons. Gene Ontology annotation, cellular component: Golgi membrane; endoplasmic reticulum membrane. The coding region runs from base 212 to 1774 and encodes 520 amino acids. Gene Ontology annotation, biological process: ceramide biosynthetic process. The record is from RefSeq and is a predicted model, not a curated record.
UCAUUUAGUGAGUACAGUGCUUGUAUCAUAUUAUUCUUGAGUUUCGCGCAGUUCGGCAGUUGGGAAAAAUAAGAAGUGGCGAAGUGUAAUCAACAAUGUGUUUAAUAAAAUCAUAAGUCUUAAUAUAUUUUUAAUAGAUAUACCAAAUUAGUAAGUGUCUUCUAUAUGUGUACUCGUUUCUCAAAUUGUGUGUGCAAACGUAAAUACGAAAAUGGAUGUAGAUAUCAUUAAGUGGAGCAACAAAGAAGUUAUGGAAUUGUUACAUAAAGAGAAGAUAUCAUCAUUUAUAAAAGAUAUUUGUAAAUCUCAAGAUAUAGACGGUCAGUGUUUACUCUCUUUCGUCGACCGUGAUUUCUAUGACUAUCCUUUUGAGCAACUGAAACUGGGUGAAAGGAAAAGGUUCAUACUAUUAAUAAAAAAAUUGCAAAGAAAUAAUCGUAAAGCGAUGUACGAACUUGGUUUAUGCGAAGAUCAAACCUUAAAUAAUCCUGCCACAAAUAUAAAUUUUGUUGGCACUAAUUUGUCACAUUUAAGCUAUAAUCUGCACAAUCAACUACAAAGUGAAUUAUAUGCAACAAAUACUGAAUGCAUAUCUACCUAUACUCCAGAUGUUAAAGCUUCCAAAUUGAAACCUGAAGUGUGGAAAACUGCCAUUGCUCUAGGCUAUGUGUUCUUGGUGACGUGGGUGACAGCCGUUGUAAUGGUGAUUGUACAUGAUAAGGUUCCAGAUAUGAAAAAAUACCCACCACUGCCUGACCUCUUCUUAGAUAAUGUACCUCACAUACCAUGGGCUUUUGACAUGUGUGAGAUUACUGGAUCAUUUCUCUUGGCAAUUUGGCUUGUAGUGCUGUUCUUCCACAAACACAGGUUUAUAAUACUCCGGAGAUUCUUCGCGUUAGCCGGCACGGUGUUCCUGUUGCGGUGUUUCACGAUGUUAAUAACAUCACUGUCUGUGCCGGGGUCUCACUUGAAGUGUGAGCCGCGAUUCUACCCGCCGGCGGAUGAUCUUACUGUUUGGGGGCGACGCCUGCGCCAAGCAUAUGACAUAUGGAGUGGCGCCGGUAUGUCCGUCCGCGGGGUCCGGACCUGCGGCGAUUACAUGUUCUCGGGGCACACUGUGGCUCUGACACUACUUAACUUCUUCAUCACCGAAUAUACUUCCCGCAGUUUGUACUUGCUGCACAUCCUCACGUGGGUGAUGAACAUGUUCGGUAUAUUCUUCAUCCUGGCGGCUCACGAGCACUACUCCAUCGAUGUGUUCAUCGCGUUUUACAUUACCUCACGUCUCUUCCUCUACUACCACACACUCUCCAACAACCAAGCGUUAAUGCAGAGUGACUCUUCCAGAACAAGAAUCUGGUUCCCACUGUUAUCGUUCUUCGAAUCAGAAGUCGACGGCAUCGUUCCGAACGAGUACGAGGGGCCAAUGGAGAUAGUCAACAAUUUGAAACAGUGGUUGAUACAGUUCGUUAUCGACGUGAAGAAAUCUUCAAUGGCGAAAAUAGCUGGAACUAAACUACAGGAAGGCGCCGCGAUGGGAGAGUACUCAGUCGUCAGACUCGUGGACGGCAUCAAGCGGAAUCUGAGUCUGAUCGAAGAGUACAAGAGCUCCCGACAGCGACUCGUCACUCUCGACAAGACCGUGCAGGCCGGCUUGCUGGACGAGUUGCCGGACUCGGACCUGCGGCACCGGAACAUAGCGGAACUAACUAGCGACACACUCUUCAGAGAAUUUAGCAAUCCACCGUCACCGAUCAUGAAAAAGAAUAUAUGAGCUAUCGCCCUUCGAGUCGGCGGUCCGGACCGUCUUCUAGGUAUCCAUGAGUGCCGUAAAAACCUGAGCGUUUUACAUUUCCAUUUUAGAUUUUAUAUCAUGUUAUUCCAUAUUUAUACUAAGUUAAAUAUGUAGAAAAUUACAAAGAUUUAUUUGCUCAAGAUAAUCGUGAAAAUAUAACGAUAGGCUUUAAUAAUCUU